GGAUACCUUCCCAUUUACGGUAAACUACGGCUGACAUUGCAGCCUGCGAAAACGACGGUGCAUUCCAUUUCCACCAUUCGCGGGGUGUCAGUUAUGCCAAUCACUGAGGAUUGCCUGUAGCCUCGGUCCUUCUGCGGCUCGUCCGUUGUACUCCCACCCAACCCAUAUCUCAACCGGACAAGAUACAAGCUCAAGCUACGUGGAUGGAAGACUCCAUCCCGUUGUCUGUGCGGAACUAGCGGUGCUGUAUUUUCGCUUCAUCCAUAAUGUGAUGAAUACCAUCUUCCAUUCGGCCAGCUUCAUGCGACGACUCAGUGAGGGAUCCGAGUCCAAGAUCGUCGUCUAUGCAAUCUGUGCCCUUUCUGCACGAUACUCGCACCACCAAACCCUGAAAGCCACUCUACCCCCCGAGCGAGGGAAGAUAUAUGCUGACGAAGCCUUCCGCCUUCUACAUCCCAAGCUUGUCAUUCCCAGUCUGGAAACAGUCCAGGCAUGUCUCCUUUUGGGCCAAUUUUUGGGAGGUGAAGGGGAGUACCGAACCAAACAUAUCUACGUGGGCAUCGCCCGUCUUCACGCCGAAGUAAUUCGGCUGUGGGAGAUACCUGACGACCUCCCGGUUGUGGCUCGCGAAGAGCGCCGUCGUACCUGGCUUACCGUCCGCAUAUCCUACCAGUGGAGUGCGACAGAUAUGGGCACAGAGCCGAUCGCCGUGCCCUGCAGCCAGCUCAGUUUGCCCUGCGUUGACGACUUUUCUUUCCAUAACGGUCCCGCAGCCGGCCUGCAAGAAGGCAUUGGCCCCACUAGACCACAAUACGGACUGUGGUGUCAAAUGGCUGGCACGCUGGAGAUAUUCGAUAAGGUCACCUGCCUGCUUCGACAGCUCAGCCAGCGCGACGGUAUCACCUUUGCCACCUACUGCAGUGAAGCUCCGCUCUUGGCCCAGCAGCUCAGACAGUGGGCCGAUAACCUCCCGGAGACUCUGCAGUACUCGAUGUCCAAUUUGCAAACCCUCUCAGAACUGGGCCUGGGAAGGACAUUCUUAGCCAUGCACAUCGGAUACCACCAUUUCUACCAGAUGUUACACUUCCCAUUUUUAGAUGUUUCGGUGGCCCCGGGGUCGACACAAUUCGCUCUGGGGACCAGCUUCUUCCGCGACGGGGCUCUGAAGUGCAAAAACAGCGCCAAUGUGGUAUCGGAAAUUGUCCAGACUGCGUCCACUAGGAAGGACUGCGAGCUACUUUGCCAUCUCUAUGCACACAUUACUGUGGUUAGCUCUUGCGUCCAUCUACAUACGCUCCUGCUCGGUGAAGAUGGAGAAGAACUGACAAUGGCUCGAGAGCGCCUGCUUUUGAACUUCCGCUAUUUGAUGAUUCUCAAGGCGUACUGGCCAGCUGUGGACCGUUCUGCCCACCGGUUACGGGUCUUCCAAAACCUUUGCCGGGAUUCCAUUUCCAAUCCUUUUGCUUUGGAUAAUUGGAUGGCGCGAUUUCUGACAGAGCCAACCUCUAUCAUUGCUGAGCGAGAGGACACGCAGAUCGCUAUUCCGCCCGCGGACCAGCCGCAGAUUUCUACUCUCUCGCAGUCUACCAAGGAUGCAAGUGGGAUAGCUAUAACCACCGACACUGCCGACCUCUCAAGCGAGUGGUCCUUGAACACGGUACCGGGGUUCGAUUCAGAUUCGAACAUGUUUUCCUUGCUACUCAACGAUCGCGACUUGACUACCGAGGACCUGGUAAAUAAUUCUCUUGAGUGGUUACUAGAAUAAAGCAAAAUCUAGUAUACACAGUUCCUAGACCGCCAAUAGUCACGAGGCCCAGGCCUGAAGCCUGGUACAGCGCGAAUAUUCACACCACCUUUUCCAAAUGGAUUGGCUGCACAGAUUUCUCUUCUCCCUCCAUCUGGUCGAGGUGUGCAGUGGCCAAAGUAUCGCCAAACAGCUCUGCGAUUUCCUCGAGCGAUUUGCCACCGGUCUCGGGCAAGAAGAAAUAGUAUACAAACGCCGCGGCAAAAUUGGUCGCAAUGAAGAGCGCGUAGUACUUCCAUCCGACAUUUUCAAGGGCUACGGGGGUAAUCUGGGAUAAGAUGAUGGCCGAAACCGACUUACUGAAGACGCCCAGGCCCAUUCCCGCCGACCGGAGGAUAAAUGGGAACAAUUCCGAAGGGAUUACCCAAACCAUGGCAUUGAAGAAAACGGCAUACCCUGCGGAAUAUAUGAAGAUCGUGGCGAUGGCGCCACGGGGGCCGUUCACGUUGGUCGUACCCGAUCCAUAGAUGGCCGAUAACGCCAUGCAGAUGGCGACCAUGACGCAUAGGAAAAUCGAUCCUACCCAUAGCGUGCGGGUUCGAGGCCACUUGUCGGCUACGACGAAAAGGUAGAUCAGCUGGCCUAUCACGCCCAUGAUGCCGUACACGCCACUGAUAAGUAGGGAUGUUUUGCCGGUGAAGCCCACGGCUUCGUAAAAUAUGCUUUGGUAAUUCUGGAUGACGGAGGAGCCGCUGAAUUGGCCCAUUAUGAGGAUGAAGCAGGCUAACGAGGUGCGGCGGAUAUGACGUCGUGAAAGCAGCUGUCGCAGGGCGGAGUAGAAGCUUGUGCCUGCCAAUGCUUCCAGUUGGAUCUGUUCUCGUAUCUGGAAUAACUCUUGGGCGACAAGAGUUUCAUUGUCUUUACCAUGUAAGGCGACUAGGACCGUGCGAGCUUCCUCAUACCGUUCUUGUUGAACCACUGUUAUCCGCAAUUAGCUCUCUUCAAGGGAACGAUAUCGGCCAAUGGAGAGAGGGGCACAUACACCACCGAGGACUAUAGGGAAUGAAGCAGCAGCCAAUUACCAGGAGAAGCGGACCCGGAAUCUGCAUUGCCAGCGGGAUACGCCACUGGGCAUUACCAUUUGCAUAUGCACCGCCAUAUCCAAUCCAGUUGGCAGUGAAAAAUCCGAUAGCGAUCAUCAUGCCCUGCAGACCAACGACCAUACCACGGUUUUGUGGUGGUGACGCCUCCGCGAUAUAGAUCGGAACGACGGUCAGGAGGAUUCCACAGCCAGCACCAGCGAAGAAGCGCCCGGCAAUCAUCAUACCAGCGUUUAUCGAUGCGCUUUGUAACGCCGCGCCGAUUAUCGCUAACCCGGAUGUUAGGGUCGGAUCCACGUGAGUUGUCGUGCUGGACGCAUGAACGACAAGAAAAAGAGGGAACCCUCACCUAUAACAGCACUACCACAGAUUGUCCAUCGUCUACUGAAUUUGUUGGCUGAGUACCCUGCCGCAAAGGUGCCAAUAGCCUGGCCGACGUUGUACAAGGACACAAUAGCGCCUGUUCCAACAUAUCUGGAUUAGUCCAUUGAAUCUCCUAUCCAGGCAAGGCUGAUAUGUUCGACAUACCAGUCAGCGGAGCAUUCAUGCCCGUGGGACCCAGCAUGUAGAAUUUGAAGCUGUCGUGGCCAAGUGUAGUAGCGAUAAUUCCUGGUCCCAUUGUCAGC
This is a messenger RNA of Penicillium brasilianum, 3470 nucleotides long. NCBI's taxonomy places the organism in Eukaryota, Fungi, Ascomycota, Eurotiomycetes, Eurotiales, Aspergillaceae. The record is from the annotation of a GenBank genome assembly.